This is a messenger RNA of Engraulis encrasicolus (European anchovy), 995 nucleotides long. It is a transcript of the gene exosc6, whose product is annotated as exosome component 6. Gene Ontology annotation, biological process: nuclear mRNA surveillance; rRNA catabolic process; U4 snRNA 3'-end processing. NCBI's taxonomy places the organism in Eukaryota, Metazoa, Chordata, Actinopteri, Clupeiformes, Engraulidae. The transcript has a single exon. The record is from RefSeq and is a predicted model, not a curated record. The coding region runs from base 79 to 909 and encodes 276 amino acids. Gene Ontology annotation, cellular component: cytoplasmic exosome (RNase complex); nucleolus; nuclear exosome (RNase complex).
UGUUUGUCAGAAAUUUUACUUCCGAAGGUAAGAAUCACCCCACGCGGACUCUGGAGAAAGUGACCGAGACUCUUGAAAAUGCCGCCGGUGGAUAGAAGGCGAAUUCGGGGCCCGGAGGAAUCCCACUCCCCUUAUCACUUUGCUACAGAGGAGUCGAUGAAAUGCCUGGGCACUGGAAACCGCCUGGUAGAUGACAGCCAACGUGGCCCUCUGGACAUGCGCCGGAUAUUUGCACGAUGCGGACUCAUCAGCCAAGCCAAGGGCUCUGCCUACAUUGAGGCAGGCAACAGCAAGCUCAUCUGCUCAGUGUACGGGCCCCGCGAGACUGAACGCAGGGAUGAAACUGACAUGAAAUCAGGCCGCCUGGUAACGGACAUGCGGUUUGCCCCAUUUGCCUGUCGCAAGAGAGGCGCCUGGGUCCAAGGUAACGAGGAGAAGGAUUUGUCUCAAGGCCUGCUGGAGAGCCUUCGGCCGGGUGUCUGCCUACACAAGUACCCCCGCUGUCAGAUUGACGUUUGCGUUAUGGUUCUAGAAAGCGACGGUCCUGCGCUUGCCCACGCUGUCACCUGUGCGUCCCUCGCUCUCGCCGAUGCUGGGAUAGAGAUGUACGAUCUGGUGCUUGGCUGCACCGUCAGGCACAUCGGAAACACUCAGCUCCUUGACCCUACAUUCGCAGAGGUGCAAGACGAUCAGAGUGGUGCCUCUGUAGACAGCCAGGGAACUGUGACCCUCUCACUCAUGCCCAAUAUGAAUCAGGUGUCUGGUUUGCAGUCGGACGGUGUUAUGGAGCAAGAGUCGAUAAAAGCAGCAGUCCAGGCGUGUAUUGAGGGUUGCUUCAAACUAUACCCUGCGAUUCAGCACACCCUUCUGAAGACGAUUCGAAAAAAGCCACCUCCAUCCGAGAACUGAAUGUAAUGGCAUUUGAUUUUUGUAUGUUUUUUAAUUUCUAUACAAACAUGUGCUUUCGUAUAAUAAAACAACACGUCAACAUAAUA